AUGGCUCCCUGGGAUGAUGCACAGACCAAAAUUUUGGAAGGAUCCGUCAAGCGAUUCCGCGAGACUGCAGGGGCGAAGCGAGACGAAGUCGUUGCAGCCACCUUGGGCCUCUUGGAGCAGGUGGCGCUGGGACAACUGGAAGGUCUCACCCCAGAAGCUAGGACGACGGCUGUUCGGAAGUGGCUAGUGGAUCGUUGCUCUAUACGCAAGGAAAAGACGAAGCAAACAGGCGUCAUGAAAGGGACGAUACGGGGGUGCGACUUGUGGCUUGAUGAGCACAUGGAGGAGGUCCGAAGGGAGGCCUAUGCAGACGGUACUAGCGACCCGUUGAACAGGUUUAACCGCACGUGGUGGGACCUGUGGGGAGACGAGGAUGAAGAAGUACGAAAGGAGUAUAAAGCGAAGGGGAAGGAGCUGCGGGCCUUGGUGAAUGCUGACGGAUGUAAGAUAGCGCCCCGUGUUCUUCCUGCCCAGUCAUUGAGCAAUUCCCUGGGGGUUUUGUGCCGGAGCUUUGAGCGGAAGGCGCUAAUUGAGAACGGUGCAUAUUGCGUGGUGAUGUAUGCAGCACAGACAACAGACGAGGGCCCUGUAGUCGGAUUAAUCGACCAUCAAGGGGAGCAUGGAGCGUCGUCCAAUUUCUCCGACGGUGUCAUGAAAAACAAACUCUGGUCAUCUCUAUGGGACGAGUUCGGAGAGUGGUCGACGACCCAGCUGCAGAAAAAAGCAAUGGUGGUGGACGGGACUGGGAAAGCUGGCAAACCCAGCAAAGCCCAAAAGAAGACGGACUUCGGACCGCUUCUUUCCAUAGACGAAGAGACCGGUCUGCCACUGAUGCUCAGUGGUGACGAGCUCGACUCACUGGCCGCCAGCGGGGUUGUUCAGAAAUGGGCCGCCAUUGUGAGGGAGUUCCUUACCAGGCAGUACUUGGCUGCCAGCAAUGGAACGGUUUCGCGUAUACCCUGGAAAGCUCUACAGACUCGAGCUACGUGCCUCAGUGAGGAGAUGUGGUUGCCCGACGUCGGAUUUGCCGAUCCAUCGCAUAUGAGACGGGAGCAGAUGAUUGCCCUCUGCCGGCAUUGGAGGACUGGACAGGAUGGGCCCGACGGAGUGAAGGCGUUCCAGUUUCACAGCUUCAUCGACCGCACUGGCGACCUGACCAGUGCCAUGUAUGACGAAUAUUUCCAACAGUGGACCGACGGGAAACCAACUCGGGAGGCGGAGAGACGGCGCGACGCCCAGAGACUGCAGUUCAACGCAGAGGGGCCUGCAAGUCCCGCUUCUACGGAGGCCGCAAGCAAAGAGCAAGAUCGCAAAGCGUCAUCAAAAGCGGCUCGCAAACGGAAACCGAAAAAGAGUGCGGCAGCUACAUCCAAACCGCCCCCUAAAGCGAAGGCCCGCAAGGCUGCGUCUACAAAGGCGAAGGGCAAGAGACGGGUCACCAUUGAAGACGAGUCUUCCGAAGAAUCUCCGUCGGUCUCAGAGGAUGAGUCUGUUCCAUCAAGCGAGGUCGAAGAAAGCGACGAGAGCGGUCAGCACAGCGGGAGUGACGAGAGCGUACUUGAGAUGCCGGAGCAGGCUUUUCAGGCCGGCCAGGAGAUGCUGGUCGACUUUGCGGCCAAAUGUCCAAAAGACGUCUCCCGGGGACGGAAACGAUCACUGUUCCUGGCGUCUCUGUCCAGCGACUCGCGCUACAAGGCCGUCGUUACCGAAUACAUCCGUGCCUCCAUGGGCGGUGGAGUCUCAGCUUUCAAGCCAUCGUCCAUCACUGUUGCGCCCUGGGCCGACUGGGGGUGGACAUCACCGUCUCUUCCUGAACUUCCUCAUGCUACUGUGGAUGGCCUGUCGCGGCUUAUCCAAUUCCUUCAAACCGAGCCAUGGAAACGGAACAAUCAUGCCAGUCUCAAGCAUGUCGAGCAAGCACUCCUGGCGGUAGGCCUCGCUUUGCGUGACCUUCACAACAGCCAAUUUGCCAAUGAUCCAGACGAGCCACCGCCUGCCCAUGUCCCAGUCUACGUGCAAAACACCCUGCUAGACUUCCACAGUACAGCGGAGCAGCUGCUCGACGCAAUCCAUCCCAUUUCCCGCUUAUUAAUCCUUGACCACCCACCUUCCGGCCCUUCAGCCUCAGCUGCGCCUAACUGGACUCCGCCUUCGCCAGUCUCUCAGUCAAGAUCGGUGGAGCAGACUCCCGACCCCAUCCAGAUGUGGGACGGAGAAGACAUACCUUGCAGACCCACUCUGAAGCUGAAGCGAUUGCGCCGGGCUGCAGAUGCCCGUGCCUCAAAGGGCGAGGGCAGCUCAUCCCUCCAGCCCUCGGUGCACCUAGACCAGGCAUCGACGAUCAAACAGACGAACAUUCAGCACAGACUGCCAGAAGCGGAGCAGGCGGAAGGUAGCGGGGCAUCGGUGAUCAAACAGACGAACAUUCGGCACGAACUGUCAGAGACGGUGCCUCAUGGGCUUUCUUUGGUGUCAGCGCCGAGCGAGGGUCAUACCAGACUGGGGAUCCAACAGACAAACGGAGACCGCGAUCGACUGCCAGACGAAGCGGCUGGGCCGUCUCAACCGGGCAACGUUCGCAAAGAGACGACCACACCAAGCCCACAAAUGGAGUCGCUCACCGUAGAGACGAAAGCAGCCGGAAGGACUCAGGUGGAGACGGAAGAGACGGAGUUGCCCGUGGAGACGAUCGCCGUCCCAAGCGAAGAUGCUGCCCUCAAUGAGAACCAGGGCACGAGUGGUUCGUCUCGCGACCACAAGAGACGUGCAGAAGAUAGAGACGGUAGCGAAGAAGCGACGCCCUCCAUGAAGAAGCGAAGACACGUUGAUGAGACGGAACCGCAGGCCAAAUCCUCAGCGCCGACCACUUCAUCUGAGGUAAUGCCGCCACCGCCUCUUGCGGUGCCAGCACCUCUGCCGCUGCCUCCCAUGCCUCCAGUUCAGCCUCCAGCACCCAUUCCAGUGCAGCCAGGCAUGGGAGCAUUGGCGGAGCCGUCUAGACGGUCUCAACGCCUUAGCAGAGGGGGGCAGCAAGCGCGGGAGCGUCAGAGGAAAAUCAACCUGGGGAAAUUGCACGAGUAG
This is a messenger RNA of Rhodofomes roseus, 3081 nucleotides long. RefSeq lists its product as uncharacterized. The transcript has 6 exons. NCBI's taxonomy places the organism in Eukaryota, Fungi, Basidiomycota, Agaricomycetes, Polyporales, Fomitopsidaceae. Bases 1 to 3081 code for a protein of 1026 amino acids. The record is from RefSeq and is a predicted model, not a curated record.